AGGCCGGCGGCCCAGGGUUGGGCGCCAGGCACAGGACGAGGGGACGCGGCACUACUAACGCACCGCCCUCCCCUGAACGCAGGUUGGAGGCCGCGAGCACGGCGGUAAGCCCGGAGCCAUGUCCUUCUGCAGCUUCUUCGGGGGCGAGGUCUUCCAGAACCACUUUGAGCCGGGUGUCUAUGCGUGUGCCAAGUGUGGCUAUGAGCUGUUCUCCAGCCGCUCAAAGUAUGCACACUCGUCCCCAUGGCCAGCAUUCACCGAGACCAUCCAUGCUGACAGCGUGGCCAAGCGUCCAGAGCAUAAUCGACCUGAAGCCUUAAAGGUGUCCUGUGGCAAGUGUGGCAAUGGGCUGGGCCACGAGUUCCUGAAUGACGGCCCCAAGCGGGGGCAGUCCCGAUUCUGAAUAUUUAGCAGUUCCCUGAAGUUCAUCCCUAAAGGCAAAGAAACUUCUGCCUCCCAGGGGCACUAGGCAGGCAGCCCACACCCACCCCAGAUAAACACAGCAUGGCGGCCAUGCUCUGGCCAUCCCACCUUGAACUGGAACCAUGGACAUUCAGACAGACAGGUGGGGCAGGGGCGGCUGAGACAUCGGGAAGGCUACCAAGGCUUUGGUUAUGAAUGGGAUCUUUUUGGAAAAAGUUUAUUUGCCGAUAGUCCAUCCCUUUCUGCCAAGACAGGCCUGGGGGACAGGGGCCAAGCUGUUGGUCGUCUUAGCCUCCCACUCACAGAGGCAGUCUCCAGAGGGUGGGCUUUGGGCUUAGCUCAUCUUUGAGUGAUGUUACACCCCCACCUUCUCUUCACUCCAGCCCACUGUCCCCUCCCCGUAUGUCUGGACUCACCCAUGUGGGGCCCAGUUCCAAGGUGGUCUCUGGUCCUCGCCAAAGCCUGCGCCUGUCUCCCCCAAGCUGUGCUAGGAAACAACAUAAAUGGAGGUGGCCCUGGCCAGCUGCUCCAGCCCUUGUCACUGCAUGAUCCGCUCUGGUGAAACCCUUCCAGGCCAGCCAGGGUAGUGAUGGUCUGUGACCCGCUGGGGAGCAGGCCAACAGGACAGACCCUUGGUCUCUCAUCUGUGAGAGCAGAAACCCUGACCCAGUUCCACAAUCUGUGCAGAUGCAGUUUGCCUCACUCUUAGGAAAGCAGCUGUUGCUCCAUUAUCGUGACUAGCACGAGCUGGGGCCCUGGAGUUUACAACCUUCAAUUCACACCUGCAGAGAUAUCCCUUCCCGGGCUGGCCUGUGGCUCACUCGGGAGAGUGUGGUGCUGAUAACACAAAGGCCAUGGGUUCGGAUCCCAUAUAGGGAUGGCUGGUUAGCUCACUGGGUGAGCGUGGUGCUGACAACACCAAGUCAAGGGUUAAGAUCCUCUUACCGGUCAUCUUUUAGGGAAAAAAAUAAAAAUAAAAAAAAUAAAAAGAGAUGUCCCUUCCCAAGAUACGGAAACUGUAACUUACUGUACAUGGUUGGAAGCUCUUGCAGUAUGGGAGGGUGGGUGAUACCAAAGCCAUCCACCCGCACAUCUUGAAUCCUUUCAGGAGUAAUUGGGUGGAAAUCAAUAAACAAAUUAAAUCCAGGCCAGCUGUGUUUAACAAUGUCAGGGAUGCCAGGACAUGAA
Molecule: messenger RNA, 1611 nt
Organism: Cynocephalus volans (Philippine flying lemur)
Lineage: Eukaryota; Metazoa; Chordata; Mammalia; Dermoptera; Cynocephalidae
Gene: MSRB1
Product: methionine sulfoxide reductase B1
Exons: 5
Biological process (GO): protein repair
Cellular component (GO): nucleus
Molecular function (GO): peptide-methionine (R)-S-oxide reductase activity; L-methionine (R)-S-oxide reductase activity
Source: RefSeq, a predicted model, not a curated record